Molecule: messenger RNA, 617 nt
Organism: Opisthorchis viverrini
Lineage: Eukaryota; Metazoa; Platyhelminthes; Trematoda; Opisthorchiida; Opisthorchiidae
Exons: 3
Coding region: 1-408 (135 amino acids)
Biological process (GO): chromatin remodeling
Cellular component (GO): Ino80 complex
Source: RefSeq, a predicted model, not a curated record
AUGCAAUCUAAGAAGGCCAAUGUACCCGAAGUCGACUGUCUCCAUUCUAAGGUUGAUGUGAGGAUUCAGGCCAUUCAGGUGAACCCUAUGGCAACUGAGUUUGUGUUCAAGACCCAGACCGGGAAAUCCAGUGAUAAGAGAAUGACUUAUAAAACAUACAAGCAAAUUUUGAAUGCUGAAUCCCAGGCUAAUUAUCCCCCGGAUGCAGUUCUUUUCCACUCCAUUCGCGCACCACCAAGUUUACGGCCGGCAAUGAAGGUUUCCGAUAUAAGUGGUAUACCUACCGCUUACACAGAACCGAACACACGGUUGAACUACGCCACCGUGGACGAAUUCAACACAAUCCGAUACUUACCCCAAGAAGUAGUGAAUAGUUAUCUAGCUCUUCGUGGCGUUGUCACCAACUGAUCUUUGUUAUACGUGGCGCCUUUGCAAUCUUGUAUAACUAUUUUUGAUGCAUCUUAUUUGGCUACAGAAUAUUUUCUUGGAAAAAUAAACACGUGUCCCUACUUUUACACCUGUGUGCAAGGUUGUGUUCACUCACUUCUGUCGACCUUCCCUUUUCUGGGAUGUGCUGAAUUCCGAUCGGUUAAUCGUCACUUGUGAAUGAAUUUGUG